This is a messenger RNA of Strongylus vulgaris, 479 nucleotides long. Lineage: Eukaryota; Metazoa; Nematoda; Chromadorea; Rhabditida; Strongylidae. The record is from the annotation of a GenBank genome assembly.
GUUCGCCAGUUCAAAAUCGAUGAAAAAGGAGCAGUCGUAUCCAGAGGCGAUUCAUUUAGACGGAAGAGGAAUGAAGUCACUGUAAAAAAUGAUAAAUCACCAUCACCCUAUCUAAUAUCCGGGUCCGAUUCGACCAGGGAAUCACGCAGCGAGAGUGUAUCAUCCAGCGAAGAAUCGCGAAGGGAAACGGCUGUGGGAAUGGCGGAUGAUCCAUCAACUAGUCAUAAAACGUACAAGAUUUAUGUAGUCGGAGAUGCGGGUACGGGAAAAUCGUCGCUUAUUGGCCAACUUAUCACAUCAGAGUACAAAAACGCUUUCGCCGAUGAAAUCCAAGAUUACGAAAAUACGGUAUCGAUAAGCCUCGGUGGACAAGAGUUGGAUUUGAUAUUCUUUGAAAGUGAUAUGGUGAGUAAGUUCUUAAGAAAAGGCCUAAUUCUGAUGGAAUGUGCAGAGAAAAAUUUUGGCUCAAAGGAGUAGAU